ACUCGGCGCUCCUUCGCGACGAUUCGGCCGGGUGCCGCUGGCGGCGGUUGCCAGGGUGGGGGUCGCUUUGCGGCAUGGCGAUGGCGGAGGGCGAGCGGACUGAGUGUGCUGAGCCCCCGCGGGACGAGCCCCCGGCUGAUGGCGCUCUGAAGCGGGCGGAGGAGCUCAAGACGCAGGCCAACGACUACUUCAAAGCCAAGGACUACGAGAACGCCAUCAAGUUCUACAGCCAGGCCAUCGAGCUGAACCCCAACAACGCCAUCUACUAUGGCAACCGCAGCCUGGCCUACCUGCGCACCGAGUGCUACGGCUACGCACUGGCCGACGCCACGCGGGCCAUCGAGCUCGACAAGAAGUACAUCAAGGGCUACUACCGCCGGGCCGCCAGCAACAUGGCCCUGGGCAAGUUCCGGGCCGCCCUGCGCGACUACGAGACGGUGGUGAAAGUGAAGCCCCACGACAAGGACGCCAAAAUGAAGUACCAGGAGUGCAACAAGAUUGUGAAGCAGAAGGCCUUCGAGCGGGCCAUCGCGGGCGAUGAGCACAAGCGCUCUGUCGUGGACUCACUGGACAUCGAGAGCAUGACCAUCGAGGAUGAGUACAGCGGGCCCAAGCUGGAGGACGGCAGAGUGACAGUCGCCUUCAUGAAGGAGCUCAUGCAGUGGUACAAGGACCAGAAGAAGCUGCACCGGAAAUGUGCCUACCAGAUUCUGGUGCAGGUCAAAGAGGUCCUGUCCAAGCUGAGCACGCUGGUGGAGACCACGCUCAAAGAGACAGAGAAGAUUACAGUGUGCGGGGACACCCACGGCCAGUUCUACGACCUCCUCAACAUAUUCGAGCUCAACGGUUUACCCUCGGAGGCCAACCCCUACAUAUUUAAUGGCGACUUCGUGGACCGCGGCUCCUUCUCCGUAGAAGUGAUCCUCACCCUUUUCGGCUUUAAGCUUCUGUAUCCAGAUCACUUCCACCUACUCCGAGGCAACCACGAGACGGACAACAUGAACCAGAUCUACGGCUUCGAGGGCGAGGUGAGGGCCAAGUACACGGCCCAGAUGUACGAGCUCUUCAGCGAGGUGUUCGAGUGGCUGCCGCUGGCCCAGUGCAUCAAUGGCAAAGUGCUGAUCAUGCACGGGGGCUUGUUCAGCGAAGACGGUGUCACCCUGGACGACAUCAGGAAGAUCGAGCGGAACCGGCAGCCCCCGGAUUCAGGUCCCAUGUGUGACCUGCUCUGGUCGGACCCACAGCCGCAGAACGGGCGCUCGGUCAGCAAGCGGGGUGUGAGCUGCCAGUUUGGGCCCGACGUCACCAAGGCCUUCCUGGAGGAGAACCACCUGGACUACAUCAUCCGCAGCCACGAGGUCAAGGCCGAGGGCUACGAGGUGGCGCACGGCGGCCGCUGUGUCACCGUCUUCUCUGCCCCCAACUACUGCGACCAGAUGGGGAAUAAAGCCUCCUACAUCCACCUCCGGGGCUCCGACCUGCGGCCCCAGUUCCACCAGUUCACAGCAGUGCCUCAUCCCGACGUCAAGCCUAUGGCCUACGCCAGCACGCUGCUGCAGCUGGGGAUGAUGUGAGGCCCAGCCCAGGGCCACGCUGGACCCCUUUUACUUUGUAAAGUUUGUAUUUAUUCCCCUUUAGGUUUGCAGAGGGGGUGGGGGGCUGGCCAGAGGGUCUGCUCCCUGGACAAAGAGGAAGGAGGUGGAGAGGCAGGGCUGGGGCACCGCCUGGGCAUUCUGGGGGAGGCGGCGGGGAGGGGCGGGGCCAGGGCUUCUCCGCCCCCCUCGUUUGCAUGGCCCCUCCCCCGCUAAAGCAAUAGGGCCCCGCCAUAGGAAGACCCCGAAGGAGGGUCAUCAGGGAGGCCUCGCCUGCACCCCCUCCUGGGAGCCCCGGAGCGGGGCUAGGCUGGGGCUCACCCCCUUCCCCAGCUAUUUUAUGUCUGUAAUUAAAUGUUAAAAUAAAGUCAUUAUUGUAAGUCA
Molecule: messenger RNA, 1976 nt
Organism: Equus caballus (horse)
Lineage: Eukaryota; Metazoa; Chordata; Mammalia; Perissodactyla; Equidae
Gene: PPP5C
Product: protein phosphatase 5 catalytic subunit
Molecular function (GO): protein binding; hydrolase activity
Source: RefSeq, a predicted model, not a curated record